Molecule: messenger RNA, 1656 nt
Organism: Schistocerca gregaria
Lineage: Eukaryota; Metazoa; Arthropoda; Insecta; Orthoptera; Acrididae
Product: sodium channel protein Nach-like
Exons: 8
Coding region: 1-1656 (551 amino acids)
Biological process (GO): sodium ion transmembrane transport
Cellular component (GO): membrane
Molecular function (GO): ligand-gated sodium channel activity
Source: RefSeq, a predicted model, not a curated record
AUGGCAUUCUCUGCGGCGAAGGCAGUCGAUGGGGAACAAAAGAGAGGAGUCGUCAGAGAGUCGGAGACUGCAAUCGACGUGUCGCCGCUGCCGCCGCCGCCGCCGCCGCCGCCGCAGUUAAUGAGGAGUGUUUGCGGGAGGUCGGAGGUGCGUGUAGUGCGUCGCGGCACGCGAGGACAGCGAGUGGCUGCCAUGUGGCGGCGCGUGCUGGCCGAGUAUGCGCAGGGCACCACACUGCACGGCUUCCGCUACUUGGCGCCCGGGCUGUGCGGCCGCGCCGCCAGAUUAUGCUGGUUUAUCGCCAUCGCCACAUCGAUAGUUUUCGCGGCGACCGCCAUCUCCGACACGUGGAGGAAGUACCGCGACAGCCCGACGACCACCUCGGUGGUCAGCACCAACUUCCCGCUCUACCGGAUUCCCUUCCCAGGUGUCACCAUCUGCCCAGCCGUCAAAGUGCGAAGGACCGUCGGAGAGAAGUUGCUAAUGAGGUACCUGAACUUGUCAGAAGCAGACGAUGUGACGCGCCAGAAGCUGUACCAUGUGAUGGCGGCGCUGGCGCUGGUGGAGUUCCCCUACUACUACAUGGUGCCUCUCUCCAUGGAGAAGGCCGGCGACCUCGUUGACAAGCUCAACGACAUAAACAUCACGCGCUUCAUGAUGCAGACGCUGCCGACGAUCGACGACGUGUUCUACGAGUGCUUCUGGCAGGGCCACAUCAACAACUGCUCCAACAUGUUCUUCCUGCAGCGCACCGAAGCCGGCUUCUGCUACGGUUUCAACUCACUCGCCGCGGAGAACACGAGGCAGUGUCCGGCGAUGUCUACGUACAAGGUGCCCACUGGGGCGACCGUGAACCGUGAUCCGUGCCAGAUGCGACGCAACAUCGCUUCAGGCCCCACGACGGGUCUCGAAGUCUUCCUCAAGUCGCUGCCCGAAGAAGAAUCUCUGGGCGAUGGCCAGAGGGACCGGGAUGGGUACAGGGUGUUCCUACAGCCGGUGACGGAGGUCCCGCAGGCGGGAACGGGCCUGCUGCUGCCGCCCAGCGACGACCACGUGAUGCGCGUCCGGCUGUCCGUCUCGUUCACAGAGAGCAGCCUGCAGGUGGCCUCGCUGGACGUGCCGCAGCGCAGCUGUCUCUUCCCGGACGAGCAGCCGCUGGAGCUCACCAACUCCUACUCGCAGACCUCCUGCCUCACCGACUGCCGGCUCUCCUACAUCAUCUCCAAGUGCAACUGCUCGCCCUACUUCUUCAACCACAUUCAGAGGGACCUGCGCUUCGUGAAGCCGCAGGGGCAGGGCGUGGACGGCGACGACAGCUCCAAGUUCCUGGACGGCGUGCUCGACUGCUCGCACUGCCUGCCCACGUGCCGCAGCUACUCGUACGUGCAGGAGGUGCGCUACGAGAGCAUUACGCCACGCACGCCCUACCAGGGCUACAUCGACGUCCACUACGCAGAUGUCAGCGCCGUCAAGUACGGCGUCGAUCUCGCCUUCGACUCCAUGACCCUCAUAGGUAAGGACUCGGGUCUGAAGAAAUCCACAGCUAAAGUUCACUUUGAAACAGUGACAUUCCUGAUCGAACUUAACCGGACGACAACACUCAACAUAGUUCUACGUGCAGAAUGGUACGGUCUAGGUACAGACAUUGUGAUCUAA